Messenger RNA from Microcebus murinus (gray mouse lemur), 7697 nucleotides. RefSeq names its product phospholipase D family member 5 (gene PLD5). Lineage: Eukaryota; Metazoa; Chordata; Mammalia; Primates; Cheirogaleidae. The record is from RefSeq and is a predicted model, not a curated record. Gene Ontology annotation, molecular function: catalytic activity.
ACGUCUUUUUGAAAAGUUACUCCAACUGACUUCCCAAGAUAUUGAAAUCAAGCUAGUGAGUGAUGUAACAGCUGAUUCAAAGGAGCCGAGGUGACGUACAUGAACAUGACCGCCUACAACAAGGGCCGGCUGCAGUCCUCCUUCUGGAUCGUGGACAAACAGCACGUCUAUAUCGGCAGUGCCGGCUUGGACUGGCAAUCCCUGGGACAGAUGAAAGAACUUGGUGUCAUCUUCUACAACUGCAGCUGCCUGGUCCUAGAUUUACAGAGGAUAUUUGCUUUAUAUAGCUCAUUAAAAUUCAAGAGUAGAGUCCCUCAAACCUGGUCCAAGAGACUCUAUGGAGUCUACGACAAUGAAAAGAAAUUGCAACUUCAGCUGAACGAAACCAAAUCUCAAGCAUUUGUGUCGAAUUCUCCCAAACUCUUUUGCCCUAAAAACAGAAGCUUUGACAUAGAUGCCAUCUACAGUGUGAUUGAUGAUGCCAAGCAGUAUGUGUACAUCGCUGUCAUGGACUACCUGCCUAUCUCCAGCACAAGCACCAAAAGGACUUACUGGCCAGACUUGGACGGGAAAAUAAGAGAAGCAUUAGUUUUGCGAAGUGUUAAAGUUCGACUCCUUAUAAGCUUCUGGAAGGAAACUGAUCCCCUCACAUUUAACUUUAUUUCAUCUCUCAAAGCUAUUUGCACUGAAAUAGCCAACUGCAGUUUGAAAGUUAAAUUUUUUGAUCUGGAAAGAGAGAAUGCUUGUGCCACAAAAGAACAAAAGAAUCAUGACUUUCCUAAAUUGAAUCGCAACAAGUACAUGGUGACAGAUGGAGCAGCUUACAUUGGGAACUUUGAUUGGGUGGGGAAUGAUUUUACCCAGAACGCUGGCACCGGCCUCGUUAUCAACCAGGCAGAUGUGAGGAACAACAGAAGCAUCAUUAAGCAACUGAAAGAUGUGUUUGAAAGAGACUGGUACUCACCUUACGCCAGAACCUUACAGCCAACCAAACAGCCGAACUGCUCAAGCCUGUCCAAACCCAGACCCCUCUCCGACAAAACUGCCACAGCCAAUGCAAGCGGGAAGGAGCCCCGGAGUGUAUAACGUGAGCGAACAGACUCGCGGGACAGCUCCAUAUUUCAUAUUUAUAUAUAAAGGACUUGAGGAGAGAAAACCAAUUUAAUAUGUCUUUUUUUAGGAAAAAAAAGCACACUUAUAAAAAUAUUCUCCGAACGACACAUAAUAUCUAUCUAACACUAUCUUAGCGUCCUGUACACUAAAAAGUAAGACUUUUGUAUUUGUUACUUCUGACGGAGAAUGUCAUUCUGGCUUAGAAGUUAGUUUUUACGUUUGCAUACAAAUUUUAAGACUUUGAUUCCUGUUCUUUUCUAGUUUUAGAACUUUUUCUGCUGACCCCAACUGGUCAGUUCCUGGGAAGCUUAGCAUGAGGUGAGCUCUUCGACUCCAUUCUGAGAACUGAUUUAGAGGGAAGGUAGGGGUUUUGCCUUGGAGAAGAGACUGACAAACCAAGUAUUUAUCCUUUUAAACUAUCUCCAAGCCCUAUACAGUCAUCAAAGCAUGAACAGCUUACAUCUCAUGCCCGCCCUUAACCCUCUUGAAAAAUAUCCUUUUCUCUUGUCAACUUGUUCAUUUUCUUCUAAUACCAUAGAAUUUAUUUAGUAUCAUUUUCUCUUCUCACAAAAUGUUCCUGUUAUAUAGCGUGCCUAUAUUCACCUCGACAUUAGCUCUAAGUAUGGUAACAUCUUUUGAAAAGGUAUGAAUUUCUCAAAAUGGAUACAAAAUGGAAAUAGCAGUCUUUAAUUUUCACCUUUCAACUGCAUCUUUUCCCCUGCCGAACUGGUAUUUUUAAAUCACAGUCAGCAAUAUGUAUCCUUUUCUCAAACUCAGAGAAAUUAUGUAGCCACCUGCUAAUAUCCAGCAAGCUAUUAAGUCUGCAUUUUGAGAAUAAAGUAGUUUUUCACAUUUUGGUUUAGUUUACGGUAUUAUAAAGAUCUCUAUGUGUCAGUGGAUUUUAAUUUCUUUAGAAUCAUUGUGCUGUUAAGAGUAGGCCAGCAAACGUUUAUAGAGCUGUUUAAUAUACCUUCUGCUAUUUAAUAUACCAAAUGCUUUUCAGAGAAAUGCAAUUUAAAUACUGUGCUUAACAUAUUUUACUAAGAAAAAGAAAUAUUGAAUUAUCGUUCUAUAAUGUCAUUGUGUGUUGUUUUGUAUCUAUAACAAUAUAUAAUCCUAUACUAAUGGAGACUGUCGCUACACUAGCGAGAGGCAUGGGCUCUUCAGAGCCCAGAGCAGGUGGCCAGGAUGCUGGUUCCAAUGUUGUUCCUGACUCUAUGGCUCAGAACAGAGUUCUUCACUCCUUGGCCCUGGGCUUCUCUUGGUAAUGUAGACAGUAAUCCUUACCUACCUCGUAAGAAUGUUGUCACGGUAGGAAAUAUUUAUAACUUGUUUUGAAAUCAAAAGAAUCUAUAUAAAUGCUAAGCAUUCUAAUGUAUAAUCUUUUUCUUGAAAUAAUCUUUGUGGUAUCCUGAUAGAAUCAGUACCAGGUUCCCCCCUGAGAACCCAGAAGAGAAAACAAAUCCAGUUUCUGGUUGCAAAUGCAGACGAGAAGAACACAGCAGGGAGACCCUGGUGAAGAUUGGAUGAUCAGCAUUGCAGUAGAGCAUUUUGUUGGGUCACUUUGUCAUAAAUAACAUCAACACAAAGCUAGACACUGUGCUAGGGCUCAUUCUGUAGGACCAGAAUAUACAUGUGUUUUUAAAGACAACCUCAAUUAUUCUUUUUCAUUUCUGGAGACUUGAUUUCUAAUUUGCCAGAAAAAAUGAUGGAGGGACCUGUGAAUCUUAUUCAAUGGAUGUACUUAAUGUAGAAUGGCUAUGGUUGAUCAGCUAGUGAUCACAUAACUUCCUUUCUUGUUGUUUCCAAGUACUGCCUCACUGGAUAUUUCACAAUUCCAUCAAGAGAGCGGGAAGGGAGCUGUGUUUUUAAGGAUAGUAUGUUAUGAUGGAUUGGGGGAUUCUCAGUGAAAUUCUUUAUCAAUAACAGCCAACCUAUAAGACUAAAUAUUUACUAUAUAACCAAUCCUUGUUUGAGUUGGGACUUAUCCUGCCACUUAUUUCAGUAAACAAUUAAAGAAUGAAAGAAAGAAUAGGGAUGAAGACCAACACACCUACUAAGGUCACCCCUGGACAAAUGAAAGACACCUGGGUUGGGUUUGCAGAGAACAUCUUAAAAGAGAAAAAAUGUUUGUGUCCUUGUUAGUUCUCAAGUUGUCUCCAGAAGUAUUUCUCCAUAGCCAUGGGUAGGCUUGGUGUAAUUGGGGCCUCUUCACUGUCACUGUCUUUAGCAUGUCACUGUCUUUGGCAUGUCUUUGGCACUGUCACUGUCUUUGUGGUAGGAAAAGAGAAUGUCAUCCUUUAUGGAAUGGCCAUCAUUGUCACUUCCUUCUGAGCCCCAUCAAAAUGGUAGCACCAGGAGCUGGGUCCCAGGGUUUUCUGCCAAGCACUGCUGUGCUGGACACAGAAAGUCACCUGGUCAGGGCAGCCUGGGCAGCAGUGUUGGCUCCGUGAGGCAACACUGUCCUUCUGUGGCAGCCAGGAAAAUGACCCCUGUGCAGAGAGUGUCAUAAACGAGUCCAUUCCCUAAGAGAACAUUUCAUUCUGCAGAGCUUUCUCUUUCAUUUGGACAUUUUCUGUACUUCUCUAAAGGUGGCCUUCUCUUUUAGACUUUGUGUCUAUGCUAAACAUACUACCAACUUGCAUUCUUCCAUCCCCAAAUAACCCAGGAAUUAUUUUUUUAAGAGGAAAAGAACAAAAAAUAACAACACUUUAAUUUGAUAGAUAUCCAUGCUAGAAAUUCUAGGAGGGGGAUGACUACUAGCCUCCAUGUAUUUUACCCAUAAACAUUGCAGGGAUUAUUUCCCAAGAGGCAAAAAAGGAAAACAAACACAAUUUGAGGCUAUAUUUUGGAUUUCUGUGCUGCUAACAGUAACCCCUAGUGCCUUCGUCAUUGUCAAGUGUUGGUUUUAAACAGUGAUUAUGAGAACAAUUCUGCUUCCUGUGGAGUCCAGGAUGACCUUCUGAUGGGCCCACCCAGUUGAAAACUUGCAUGCGAGCAUCAACCGUUUUUAUACAGCCUGCUCUCUUCCCCAGACACACCACUUGUCACCCCCAAAUCACAGCAGCGACGCACGCUGUCAAAUGUCAAUCCUCUUGGCCUCCACUGCGUUGUCACUGGCCACUGGUCUAUCAGAUAAUUGAAUCACAGCUUAUAAAACCUUUGGAAAGGAAGUGGAGCAUCCUGAGAUUCUAUCAAUGCUCUGUAAAUGCCACGCUUUGGGUACCUGAAAAUGGGAGAAGCAAGGCACAUUGAACAUGUCCCCAUUGACUUUAAAGAACCUGGUAAAGAGAUGCUUCACAGACUUCCAAGGUCCUGUGGGACGUAGAAUGAAAACUAGUGUCUUUAAAAAAAUCAAAGCAAACUAAGUUAAAGAAACACAGUAUCUGUGGAAGGACUUUUGCAUCUCACUGUGGGCAUCACUUUUACCAUUUGGGCUGUGUCUGUUCUUAGUCUCAUGUCUGAUUCUGCUUUUAGUGAGAUGGGUCUGAUCACAUUUUCAGUUGAUCAUACCCUUUGAAAAAUGUUUUGUUAAUGCAGUUACUGGUUUGCUAAAAGUGCCUCAAUGAACCUAGGACUGACAGAACCUCAUUUCCCAUAUUCUCAAGUGACUUUACUUCAUUCUGAGUUUUUUGUUUGUUUUUAGAAACUUUUAGUGAACUAAAUUCUGGGGUAGGGGGAAAACUAUAAGAAUUUCUUGAUAAGAUCAGAUCCAGGAUCCAUCUGUCUCAAGAAUUCUAUCCUAAAUCUGCCCCUUUUUUCCCAUAUGUAUGACCAUUGGUGUGUGUUUCUCUGUCCAAAAUUCAUUCCAUGAUUUUCAAUGUUUAAGGAAUGUAAAAAGCUGCCAUUAUUUUCAGUAAACCGUCAUCUCCAUCUCUUAUAAUGAAAGAUACUUUGUUGUUGAUUAUUCAAAUUAAGUCCCUUAUAAACAGCCCCAGAUAUUGUGAAUGAAUCUUUCAUUCUUUUUUUUUUUCCCUGUACUUCUUCCCAGUAAACUUGUGCACUUUAUUAUAAGUCUUUUAAAGGAAAGAUUACUAAAACUUCCAUUUGGCCCAAGGUAAAUUGGAUAAAUUAAUCCAUAUUCAACAUUUUCUAAUUUGGUAUGAAUUAGCAUCUUUCCUUUUCCUUCUAUAUGUCGUUUACAAAAUAACCGCUUACCAUUUUUACUUUAUUGACUUAAAUUGGUGGAAGUUUUUUAAUAGCCCUUAAGUCAUCCCCAGUUCAUAGCCUAUCUUUCCCAUUUGAGAGAAUUCCCAUAUUUGGCUGAAUUAUGAAAAUAUUGCUUUUUAUGGUGAUUAGAUAAGAAUUCUUCACAAGUUUUUUGAAAUUGUAAAAACCGAAUUUUCUUAUUUUUGACCCAUUAGCAAUCUUGUGCUUACAGAGUUCUAAGAGUUCACUGAUCACUUAUGUUUCUUUUGGGAAUUUUACAAAAAGAAAUGUGAGAUUUAAUGGGCUAUUACGCAUUUUCUUUUGGUAUGUUCAACUACUAAACUUCUAAUUCUGUUACAAAGGAUAUCUUGAAAUUUUAAUAUUCCUUUAUGUAAAUAGGAUAAACUUGUACCUGGACAUUAUCUAUAUUAUUAACUUUAAGAUCCCUAAAUAAAUUGGUGUGAUAAAGGGCUGAAUUUGGGGAAAUCAUUAAAAUUCUCAAACUUUUCCUAUAACCAAAUGCUCAAUUUUUUCAGAAGUAAAUAUCACCUGGCUUUUUCACACGGUGAGAUGAGGCAUUUCUUUUUCUCUCCAACUAGAUUUCAGAAACAAACCAGUGUCUCAUCAGUACCCAAGCUGUGCUAUGAUAAGCGACAGAGAAGGUGAACGCCACUGGCCCAAUGGGCUACAGACCCACUGCUUUGUAUAGUCACACAAGGAGGCAUCUUUGAAGAACUAUUCCUAUCUCUCUAUUAAAAAUAUUUCUUUCCAGUAUAUGCUGAUUUUGAGUAAAUAAGUGGCCAUAUUUUAGUGAAACAAGAAAUAAUUGUAGAGACCCCACUCUACACCCUGGCCCGGUGACAAAAAAGGUGUUUGUGGAGACCAGGUCAGCUGCCUCUAGUACUUACCCAGUGUGCUUAAUAAAUUCUAUAGCUAAAUCCAUUAUCAAAUACAGGUGGUCUCUUCUCCACAAACCCAUGUUGAAUCUCAGGUUUAGAGCAUUCCUUAAACAGCCGUCUAAAGCAACUCUUCCAAAUGCACGAAUUUCCUUCCUGUGUGGCCACUCGGAAGUUGAUGACCGGCUCAAGCUAAACAAGCUGGAGUGUUUAGUACAGCGCCUGUUACAAGACCCACACAGGAUAAAAUUUGGUUGAUUCACCAAAGUAAUGUGGAUUCGAGGCAAAGUCUUGUCUCUCAGAGAAUAUGCAAGCAUGUGCGUAAGAUGGGCACCUCUUUAUGAAGAAGAAAUCUUUGAGGAGGCAUACACUUUUUAAAGUUGUCAUUGGAGAGUUUAGCAAAAGCUUAGUAAAGCUGACUUUCUGAAUCUGCAAUAGUCAAUAAUAAUUUGAUUUGAUCGGCAGUUUUGAAUCCUACAAUUUUAUGUUUAGUUGUUUUUUAAUUGGGCUAAGGAGUUUGAUGAGCGACAAUCAUGCAAAGAACCAAUUAAAUCAUAGCAAGGGUGAAGAUUAUUUGUGAUUUAUUUUUAUCUUGUAUGAGAGAAAAAUUAGUAAGGGGACAAGUUCUCCUUUUGCAAAAUGAAUAGUCAGUUCUCAAACCCAUUCUGUUUGGCCUCAGACAUUUCAAAAAAUUAUUAAUUCUUUUACAGACUCUACUGUUUCCCAUAGGUGGAAAAUUCUGAAAAAAGAGUUGAGACAUUUUGAGCUCCUUGGAAGACACAAACACAGACAAACCUGAUUUCUAAUUUGGAGUGUUCCCCAUAAAUGCACAGCCAUCUUGGAAAUAUGACCUCAAUUUCCAGCAUUAAAAAUGUUGAAAUUAUAUGUGACUUUUCUAUAUAAGUGGGUGAUAAGAAUCAUCAUUAAUCAUUAAUCUUCACUGAAGAAAAGACAACUCUGAAAAUAUGGUCUAAACAACAUUCAUGUGAAUGAGAGCUUAAUCUACAAUUUCGCUAUAUUUACUUAAAAGUGGAGAUUGGCUGCUUCUUUAGACAGUGCAUGUUAUGAAAGGCAACUUUCCAAAAAAAAGGUGAUAAGAAGAAGGCGGCACCAUAGUUUCAUGGAGGUUAUGAUACCGAUAGAGCACUUUGAAACCAUCCAUGGGAAAGUGUCACUGAGCAAACAAAGCUGUCUUAUCUCCAUGGAUAAAGCUACAUGUUGUUAUCCAUAUUUCAUGGGUGGGUCUCUAGCCUUCCUGGUGUCCUGGAGAGAUCACACCCAUAGCUGCAGCAGGAGCAAAACCAUGUUUUCUGUCAUGUGAGUUCUCUACACCUGACACAGCUGAUUUUAUAAAGGUUUAGUACCUGACCCAAAGAAACUCAUUUACAGGCCAGGAGGUGGCCUUAGGGAAGAUGGUGUACCCAGCAGGGGUGUUCCUGUUUGCUGGUACCUGGUCCAGCCAGCUGGAGCCCUCCUUUAGGGAGUCUGAAUAUAAGACUUAGAAAGUAGAUGAGUAGCCGUGAGAGCAGGCGAAAUAGA